AUGAUAAACCUUGUGAAGAGAGAAAGAGCAAUAAAAGUUUUUAACUAUUUUUUUGAUUUAAAAAUAAAAUUUUAUAUACAUGGAAAAAUAUACAAGAAUUAUUUUUCAAACUAUGAAAAGGGUUUAGAGCAAAAAGAAAAAGAAAAUGACAAAAAUGAGGAGAAAAAUAUAAAUUGUAUUGAUAUUAUUGAAAAGGAGAAGAAUAAUAAUUUACAACAAACUUGUUAUAAUAAAACAUAUAUAUCGUCUAAGGAAAAAAAAUUAAUUUAUUUGGAAAAUAUAAAAAAAAAUACUAUGUAUAAAUUAAAUAUACAGAUUGAUGAGGCAACUUAUGAAGACUUAUUAAAUUAUAAAAAUAUAAAAAAUGUAAUUUUAAUUCAAAAUAAAAAAGAUAUAUUAAAAUAUUUAAAUAGUUAUAUAUUAAAUAAUAAUAAAGCCAAAUAUUAUAUUUUAAAAGUCUUAAUGUUUACAAUAAUUCAUAAAAUAAAUGAAUAUAAAAUUAAUGAGCUAAUAUAUAUAUUACACACUUUUAAAGAGAAAAAUUUUUUAAACCCAUUUAUAAUAUUAUAUAUAUCAAAUAAAAUAUCUACAAAUGAGGAAUUUAUUAAAAAUAUAAAUAUUAAUGAAUUUGUUUUUUUAUUAGACAUUUUAAAUAUUCCAUUAUUAAUAACAAAUAAUUUUAUACAAUUUGUUCAAAAUUUUAUUAAUAAAAAUCUUGACAAUUUUUCAUUUACUGAUUUUUUUAUUAUAGCAUAUUUUUUAGCUAAAAAUAAUUUAUAUAAUGAAUAUAUUUUUAAUACUAUAGCAUUUUUUUAUAAACAUUUUGGAACCUAUUUAAUUUCAAAGAUUUUACAAGAAAAAAAAAUUUCAGUUAAUUUUGACCAUAUUUAUGAUAAUGAUGAAAUAAUUUGUGAAGAAAAAGAAAAGUGGAAAAAGGAACUAACGAAUGUUUCAGAUAUUUUUUUUAAAGAAAUUCCUAAACAUUUAUUUAUUUUAUCAAAAUAUGGAUAUAAAAAUGUGUGUAUAUAUAAAAAUAUUUAUAAAAUAAUUACUUUGAAAUGUGAUAUUUUUAAACCUAGUGAAAUAAGCUCUAUAUUAAUAUCAGCAAAAAAUAUAAAUUUAUUUAAUAGUUUUUUAUUUAAAAAAUUAACUGAAUGUAUAACAAAAAAUUUAAGUCAAUAUAAAAUAUGUGUAUUAUUAGAUUGUUUAAAUAGUUUGUCUUUUUUUAAUUAUAAAAAUAAUAAAUUAAUAACAAAAAUAUUAGUAACAUUACCAAGAACUAUACAAAAUUAUACUUCAAACGAAUUUGUUAAAUUAGUAUUUUUUUUAAAUAAUUUUAUUAUUUUUUCAAAAUAUUUUAUAAUUUUUUUUAAUCAGCAAAUUCUAUAUUUUUCAUCAUCUCUUAGUAUAAACCAUUUAAUCAUAUUAUUAAAAUUUUCAAUUUAUCAAAAUUUUAUAUCUACCCCUAUUUUUUAUUUAUUAAAUAUUAAAUUAACAAGUUUUAUUUCACAUAAUAAAGUUGUUACCCCAAAUUAUGAACAUAAUAUAAAACAACUAGCUUUUAUUCAUGAUAAAAAAUCUCAUACAAUAUAUAAGGAUAAUACAAAAAAAUAUAUUAAUGAAAUUAAUUUAAAAAAUAUUUUAGAUAUUUUUCAUUUAACUUGUUUCAUUUCUUCAGAUUUAUUUCACAAAAGUUUAGAUUAUUUAUUUAUGAUGCAUAAUAAGUUUGAACAAUUAAGUUUAGAAAAAUUAAAAGACAUAACACAUAUUUGUAGUUAUUUUAUUUUAAUUCAUAAGGAUUAUGAUCAUUUUUGUAAAAAUAAUUUAUAUUUAAAUAUAAGAAGUUUUUUUGAUUUUAUAUAUUCUGAAUUGUUCAGAAAAAUUGAAGAUACACAAAAUACGAAUUAUCACUUAUUAUAUCAUGACAAACCAUCAAUCACUGAAAAUUAUGAAAAUAAUUAUUCAUAUAAUAAGGACGAACUUAUAGCUUUCUUAAGACUUAUAAAUAAUAUUAAUGAAAUAAAAGUUAUGCACAACAAUAAAUAUGUGAUAUGUAAAAAUAAAACAAUACACUACAUAAAUAUUUUAGAAACAAUUAUAAUAACAUUUCUUUUUGAAUUAAUGUAUCAAUAUUUGACGAAAAAAAAUAUAAAUAAAUAUAUAUAUAUAUAUUUUUACAAUUUCUGCAUUAAAUAUAUAAAAUUUUUAUUUUUCAACAAAAAUAAUAUCAUAGCUAGCUAUACUAAAACAAACAACCACUGUUUAUUUUUAAUUAAAAAACUUCUUCCUAUAAUAUAUUCUCUAGAUUUUAAAAAAUAUAUUAACCCAAAUCCAUAUCUUAUAUCUACAUAUGUAUUAAGACCAUUUCAAAAUGAAGAUACCGAUUUAUUUACAAGUUGUCAUAAAAAAAGAGAAAUAAUAUACCAUUAUCAAAUAAUUAAAGAAAUGUAUGAAAUGUUAAAAAAUUUAAAACACAAUAAUUAUAAAUUUAAAUUUAUUAAUAAGAAACAUAGUCAAAGGAAUUCAAUUUUCUUAUAUACCGAUUAUAUAUAUGUAAAAAAUAUUAAAACACAAAAAAAAAUAGCUAUUUUAUUCGCACCACAAAAUUAUUAUUACACACCAGCUGAUGAGCUGAAAAUCAAUUUUAAUUCAUUUGACGAUCCAAAAUUUAUUGAAAAAAUAUCUUUGACUAAAUUGGCACAAAUACAGUUGGAAUAUUUUAAUAUGUUCUUUUCUUCUGUCCAUUUAGUCCCAUUUUAUUUAUGGAGAAAAAUGACUUUGGAUGAGAAAAAAAAAUAUUUCCUAACUUUUUUAGAACAUGAUAAUGGCAAACCAAUCUCUUAG
This is a messenger RNA of Plasmodium yoelii, 2844 nucleotides long. Its product is annotated as conserved Plasmodium protein, unknown function. NCBI's taxonomy places the organism in Eukaryota, Apicomplexa, Aconoidasida, Haemosporida, Plasmodiidae. The transcript has a single exon. The record is from RefSeq and is a predicted model, not a curated record. Bases 1 to 2844 code for a protein of 947 amino acids.